AUGGACAUGUCUCCUUCGACGGUCGAGGUUUCGUCGGCGCCAACUGCCCCGAAUACCGAGGGAAGCGAUGCCCUCAGAGAUGCCGCCUCGUCGCAGGCAAGUCCAGCCUACAAGCCCCAGUUCUCCGCGUCCAGCUCAUGGAUACUCGAGCGGCUGAGGAACAGCGAGGAUGCACCGGACUCUUCAAAUGUCCCCUCGCUGCCUGUAUCUGCCGUAAAGGGAGAACCUGACAAUCUCGCGAUGCAAUCCACGCAGCCCAUGGCUUCUACGCUGGCCAUGCCCGAGCCCAGAGCCCAGCAACCCCUGGCGGGCGUGUCUGACAUUGCGAAGCGCUUGAUACACUUCCGCCCUCCCAGUCUGAAGAGAAAGCGCAGUUCAGAUGAUCUCGAGGCCGACUUUACUCAGAAUACAGUUCCCUUCCGCGUCCCUGCCCCGGCCAGGCUCCCUGAAUUGACCACCUCGUCACUGCACCUCAAGGAAGCGUCAGAGCUUGGCAGCGCCCGCCACUGUUCCAAGUGCGGCCAAAGCUCGCUCCCGUCCGAGGACAAUGCUUUCAUCGCAUGCAUCGGCUGUCAAAGUUGGUCACACCUGCAGUGUGCAUCUGCCACGACCGAUAUGGCAGACAAUGCAAACUACCUGUGCUUAGAUUGCAAAAUGGGCCCUGGAAAGGAGAAGCAAACUGGCGCCGAGUACGCGGAGGCGCAUGAACGUCAACUGUUAGUCAAUAGGAUUCGAAACAAACGGCUGUCCAAAUUGCCCGCCGGCGUCGUUCCAGCCAAGCCUGAGUUGGUCGGCUUUCUCGCGAAACAGGCCUCGGACUCUGAGCGUACGGAAUAUUUUUACAGCAAGAAGAGAAGGGACCUGCUCAAUAUCCUAUCACUCUGUGACCAGCUGAAGCCUCAACUACUCGUCGACAUCCUAGUCUCGGUGUCUAAGAAACACCCUGAUCUACCCAUAUUUGACGAUCCGGAUUGGAGGGCCAACUUGCCCAGCCGUGCCGCGCACCCAAAAUCCAAAUCGACAAGCCAGAGCGUGCGGGUGUUCAGCCAGCCGAGGCAUGGACUCGCUCUACUACAUGCAAAAGAAUCCCGAAAACCUAGGGGUCGCCCAAGGUUGAUGAAGCAGAACGCCGUGGCUGAGGCGGAGGUGGUGAGUGCCGAAAUAGCAGUCGGGUCUGCGGGGGAUGGAGGAGAAAACUCGCUCCCACCGACGUGGCCCCAGGCCGGCCAGGGGCUGUACGCCAAAUUACCCCCGGAAGACGAGGACAGGGAUUUUCUGGUGGACGACAACGACGAAGAGGCGUUCAGCCACUUUAUGGUGGACAAAAUGGGGAAGCAGAUGGUUGUUUCAGUCUGUGCUUGA
Hirsutella rhossiliensis is the source of this 1362-nucleotide messenger RNA. RefSeq names its product PHD-finger domain-containing protein. Lineage: Eukaryota; Fungi; Ascomycota; Sordariomycetes; Hypocreales; Ophiocordycipitaceae. Bases 1 to 1362 code for a protein of 453 amino acids. The record is from RefSeq and is a predicted model, not a curated record. The transcript is spliced from 2 exons.